AUGAACGACGACAUGAAGAAGAGUGGCAGCGACCACUUCGACGCUGAGAAGUCGCCGAUUGAGACCUUCCACUCACGGCAUCCACCUAUGGACCCGGAACGCCGCAAAGUCGUGGAGAAAUCGAUGAAGCGGAAACUCGACGCAAGGUGUUCGCUGUUCAUCUUGAUCUAUAUCAUGAACUAUCUCGAUCGCAACAACAUGGCCGCUGCCAGAUUAAAGGGGUUGCAACAGGAUCUAAAGCUCAGCGAUACACAAUACGCCACCUGCUUGAGUAUUCUCUAUGUUGGAUACAUUCUGAUGCAGGUUCCUUCGAACAUCAUCAUCAACCGCAUCACCAAACCCAGUUGGUACAUUGGCGCAGCCAUGCUUCUUUGGGGUCUGAUCUCUACACUAUCUGGAAUCGCCCAAGGCUUCGGCGGCAUGGUAGCCAUCAGAUUUUGCCUAGGAUUCGUGGAGGCUGCUUUCCUGCCUGGCGCUCUUCUUAUCCUAUCAAAAUGGUACACUCGCAGCGAAUUGACUAAGCGCAAUGCUCUCCUCUUCUGCGGCAACCUUAUCUCGAACGCUUUCUCCGCACUUGUUGGUGCUGGAGUUUUGUCGAACAUGCAAGGUACCCUGGGCCACGCAGCCUGGCGCUGGUUGUUCUGGAUUGAAGGAGCCGUGACAAUGGGAGUUGCCAUCACCGCCGCCCUCGUACUACCGGACUUGCCUCACAACUCGAGAGGCUUCACCGAGGAAGAACUGCAGGUCGCUCAACUCCGUAUGAUUGAAGAUGUUGGAGAAGCCGAUGAGGACAGCAAUGAAGACGGUGUGUUUGACGGCCUCUUCAUGGCUCUCAAGGAUCCCAAGAUCUACGUCUUGAUGUUCACUCUUACCGCCUAUGUCGUUGGCCUCAGUUUCAACGCCUUCUUCNNCCCCUCCCUCACAAAAACUCUAGGAUUCGGCUAUGUUCCCACUCUGCUUAUGAGCGCUCCUCCAUGGGUGUUUGCCUGUAUCGUUUCUCUUCUUAACGCCUGGCACGCCGAUCGAACCCAGGAGAAGUUCUGGCACAUUGUGGGACCCAUCUGUAUGGGUCUCGUAGGAUUCAUCAUCAACAUGUCUACCUUGAACACUGCAGGCCGCUAUAUUGCACUCUUCCUACAGGCAGGCUCAUACGCAGGCUUCAUCGUUUUCUACUCGUGGAUUUCUUCCAGUUUCCCACGCCCACCUGCUAAGCGUGCCGUCGCAAUCGCUCUGGUCAACGCAUUCAGUCAGCUAGGAAAUGUGGCCGGCUCAUACGUAUGGAACCUCACCGAGAACGGCUACCGUAAGUCCUAUGGUAUCGUGACAGCUAUGUUCGGCGUCACUAUUGUGGGCUGCUUCAUCAUGAAGAUGAUUCUCGUCAACCUGAACAAGAAGCUCGAGGCAGGAGAGGCUGCAGCCUGGGCCACCAAACCUGAUGUCGCUGAGCAUACUGCUGAGAAAGAAUUCUUGGACAGCCCCGAUGAAGCUCUGCGCAUGAGACAGGGAUUCAGGUAUCUUGUAUAG
This is a messenger RNA of Aureobasidium musti, 1524 nucleotides long. NCBI's taxonomy places the organism in Eukaryota, Fungi, Ascomycota, Dothideomycetes, Dothideales, Saccotheciaceae. The record is from the annotation of a GenBank genome assembly.